AUGGGUAAAAAUAAGAUGAUAGCUAAGAGCUGCCCUAAAUGUGAAUUACAGGUAGCAGUAGCUUCCAAGUCAUGCAAAUGCGGUCACACAUUUUUUGCAUCCAGACGUGGUGCAGAUUCAUUACCAGCAGUUGAGGAUAUGAAAAGACGAACAGGUCGUGUAAAAAGAGGACAGACACAAUUCUAUGAUGCUCAACGCUAUGAAAAACAAAAGAGGAAGUCACCUAAGAAGCGCUCUAUGGAUGAUGAUUAUAAACAGGACAAAAAUGAAUCAACAACUUCUCGGACCCGACGGCGUCGUGCCUUGCGCAGGGCAACGAAGCGUUUGCCCCACCAAUCUGAUCGGACACGAGACCCUACGCCUCAGUUAAAACCUGCGCAGAUAGCCAGAUGUCAACUAAUUCUAUCCGAGAUUAACAGGAAGAUGCGAGCUGUGACCUGGCAGCCACCAACUGAUUGA
This is a messenger RNA of Leptosia nina, 459 nucleotides long. The record is from the annotation of a GenBank genome assembly. NCBI's taxonomy places the organism in Eukaryota, Metazoa, Arthropoda, Insecta, Lepidoptera, Pieridae.